Molecule: messenger RNA, 1013 nt
Organism: Meloidogyne enterolobii
Lineage: Eukaryota; Metazoa; Nematoda; Chromadorea; Rhabditida; Meloidogynidae
Source: the annotation of a GenBank genome assembly
CUUUCUUUCCAACUUUUUCUCCAACUUUCUCUCCAACUUUUUUUCCAACUUUCUUUCCAACUUUUUCUCCAACUUAUUUUCCAACCUUUUUUUCCAACUUUCUUUCCAACCUUGCUUCCAACCUUUUUUUCCAACCUUUUUUUCUCUCCUUCUCUUUCUCUCUAAUAAAUAAACUUGCUUUAUCCUUCCAUACUUUUUCUUCAUUUUCCCCCAAAUUUUUAUUUUCCAGCAUUGAUCGAUUUGAUCCGUUCCCUGAGAGAUCUUCUCUCUUGCCUUUAUCUUCUCUCUCUUUUGUUCUUAUAAUUAUCCCUUCAAUUUUAAAGUUUUUAUUUUUAUUUUUCCAGUCUUUCACAGCCUCCUACACUUUUUGCCGAAAGUUUUCUUUCUAUUUAAUAUUUUUGCAAAACGGCUGUCUGAAAGGAAAAUUAUAAAAUAGCUGUUGUUAUAUUUAAUUAGUUUUUAAAAACCAUUUUUGUUUUUGUUUUGAAAAAAUGCCACGGUAUCAUUCAAUACACGAUGAUGUUGAAGUUGCUACUAAAUGGUGGAGUGACUAUCCAACACAAAAGUAUACAGACAUGGCUAGAGCACAAAAAACAUUUAGCAAUUUAAUUGGGGAUGUUUGGUCGAAACCGAAACGACUUGUAAGAUCUGCUAGUUAUACAAACUUGACGUAUUACAAAGAGGCGCAGCAUGAUUAUCCUAUUAAAAAAAGUACUUCUGUUUCAUCAUUAGCACCAUCACUAGCUUUACCACAAUAUUAUCGUCAAGCAGAGCGGAUUGUUCACACCGAACGUGUUUACAAACCUUUUAUGUAUGACUGGUACAACAAAGCUUAUUCCCAACAUCGUUAUAUCGACACACAACGGGAGAUAAUGCGACCACUUAAAAGGGACCCAGCACCUCUUCGUUACAAGCCCCUAAAGUUUGAAGAAUUUACCAACCGGAGUAGUUGGAUUCCUUAUUAUUCUGGACAGACUAGAAGGAUUUAUAAUGAUGAGGCAAAAAAUAAUUAA